Vigna umbellata (rice bean) is the source of this 735-nucleotide messenger RNA. Lineage: Eukaryota; Viridiplantae; Streptophyta; Magnoliopsida; Fabales; Fabaceae. The record is from RefSeq and is a predicted model, not a curated record.
ACAUGUCUACCAAGUUUGGGAAGAUUGGUCUCUUUGGUUUACAAGAGAGGAUUUCUCCCCUCCACCAGCAUUCAAAAGGGUGGUUCUGAGCAAGGUGUGAAAUCAUUGAACCUCUGUUCUGCAAUUAAUCAGGCUCUGCACAUUGCCUUGGACUCUGAUCCACGCUCUUAUGUGUUUGGAGAGGAUGUAAGCUUUGGUGGUGUCUUCCGUUGCACAACAGGAUUAGCAGACCAAUUUGGUAAAAAGAGGGUUUUCAAUACCCCUCUCUGUGAGCAGGGUAUUGUUGGCUUUGGUAUUGGUCUUGCAGCUAUGGGAAAUAGAGCCAUAGCAGAAAUCCAGUUUGCAGAUUACAUUUUCCCUGCUUUUGACCAGAUUGUCAAUGACAUGCUCAAAUUCAGAUACCGAAGUGGGAACCAAUUUAAUUGCGGUGGUUUAACAAUUAGAACCCCUUAUGGAGCUGUGGGCCAUGGUGGGCAUUACCACUCUCAGUCCCCUGAGGCUUUCUUCUGUCAUGUUCCUGGUAUCAAAGUAUGCUGGUUUCAUAUGGACUUCAGUGUGUUUGUCAGAACCUUAAUUUCCUUCACUUCUAUUUCUUUCCAUGUUGUUCAAAUAAAAAGACCACUUACAAUAUAGUGUGUGAUUGUUCAAUAUAUUUUAUAAAUAUUCAAAUUCUAAACUUAAGGUAGUAUGGCAAGGCAAGAGUUUAAAUCCAUGGCAAUCAUAAAUUGCUCACUU